AUGAGUGAAAAUUGUAUGGUUUGUGAUUCGUCAUCAGCUCAAUAUCAUUUCGGAGCAACUGUCUGCAGAGCGUGUGCUGCAUUUUUCAGAAGAUAUGUUAACACUAAAAAGCUCACGAUUCUGUGCAAUUGUUUGUCAAAGAAAGAAAGCCAAUACCCUUGUAGACUAUGCCGGAUGAAAAAAUGUCUUGCUGUUGGAAUGGAAAGAUGCAAAGUCCAAGGACCAAGAGAUAUAAAUAACUCAUUGAAAAGAAAAAUGAUAGAAGGGUCAUCUCCAACAUAUUCUUUGUCAUCUGGAUCCCCAGCAUCCACUAUUUCAAAUAUUGAAUUUGGAAUCACACCGCGAAGCGUCGAGCUUAUAAACCUUCUUGCUAAAAACUACCGUAAUCUGGAAGCAACAAGAUCAACAAUUUUCAACAUAAGCGAGGAGAAGAAUGCCCUUGGUGUGAACCUCUAUGAAUUGUCUUUGGAAGUGAAAACGGAUGCAAAGUUGCUAUGGAAACUCUGCGAAACGACGUUUCCGCAGUUUGAUCGCUUGGAUAGAAGCGACAAAAAAACUUUGUUCUACAACUUUUACUCAAAAUGGAGUAUUCUAGAAGUCGCAAUUUUUUCUACAAAAUACAAUGAUCCGCAUAAUUUUUAUUCUCCAUCUGGUUCAGUUGCUAAAUCAAUUAACGAUUUUUAUGUGAACACUGUAAGAGAGGAAGCAAUAUUAACCGAAGAAGAAGUUAUAAGAAUUUUCGAGCCCUAUUGGACGUAUCAUUUUCAAAAUGUGAUUGGUCCACUUGUCAAACUGCAGUUUGGAGAAACGGAGAAUAUGGCACUCUUUGGAAUAAUGUUAUGGGAUGCAGGCUAUGUAAAUGUGAGCGAGGAGUUAGCAGAUGUUUGCCACUCGAUGCGAAAAAUCAUUUGUCGAGAAUUGAGUUCAUACUUAGCUGAAAAUGACGUCUCGCCCAGUAGAUUCUUCGAAACGUUGGAUACAAUUAACAUAAUUGAGGUAACAAAAGCCGAACACAAAUGUCAAGAAGAAAUCGAACUGUGUGGGGUCUACAACUUUGAAGUAGACGAAGAUAUGAGAAAAAUGGUGAUGUGGGAAAAAUAUUGA
This is a messenger RNA of Caenorhabditis briggsae, 1104 nucleotides long. RefSeq names its product Protein CBR-NHR-107 (gene Cbr-nhr-107). Bases 1 to 1104 code for a protein of 367 amino acids. Gene Ontology annotation, biological process: regulation of DNA-templated transcription. Lineage: Eukaryota; Metazoa; Nematoda; Chromadorea; Rhabditida; Rhabditidae. The transcript has 8 exons. The record is from RefSeq and is a predicted model, not a curated record. Gene Ontology annotation, molecular function: sequence-specific DNA binding; DNA-binding transcription factor activity; zinc ion binding.